This is a messenger RNA of Drosophila simulans, 1817 nucleotides long. Its product is annotated as UDP-glycosyltransferase UGT5. Gene Ontology annotation, molecular function: UDP-glycosyltransferase activity. The coding region runs from base 17 to 1627 and encodes 536 amino acids. NCBI's taxonomy places the organism in Eukaryota, Metazoa, Arthropoda, Insecta, Diptera, Drosophilidae. The record is from RefSeq and is a predicted model, not a curated record. The transcript has 2 exons.
GGACUGAAUUGUGAGAAUGCGCCUCGAGUUUUCUUGGCUGGCUUUCGUGCUCUGCCUGUUCCUGCAACAGGAUCUUUACCAGGACUCUGUGCAGGCUGCCAACAUCCUAGGCAUAUUUUCUUACCACCUCAGCUCUCAUAAUCUAGUUGUGCUUCCAUUGGCAAGGGCUCUAGUUAAACGGGGACACAAUGUCACGUUGAUCACACCAGUUGGAAUGCCCCCCGAUAUCGAGGGAGUUCGACAUAUACGCGUUCCCAAGCUAAAUCAACGCGUCCAGGAAAUGAUCGAGUGUGACCAACUGUUGGACUUCUUUGGCAGCAAAUGGAUAGCAAGCCUGAUGGCAGUGUCAAUGCUCUACAAUAUGUCAUCGGAUAUACUAAGCGACAAAGGUGUUCAAAAGAUGUUACAAGACAGAAAUGAACAUUUUGACCUAGUUAUGCUAGAACCGUCUGCCCUAGAAGCGCUUUAUGGCGUCGUGGAGCACUAUAAUGCAACACUGAUGGGUUUUUCAGGUGGUAAUGUCAACUGGAGUACCGAAGAAGUCGCUGGAAACUUUGCACCAAGCAUCAACGAUCCAAUUUCAUCGCUGGGCUAUUCCCGAGGAAAUUCGCUCCUCAGCAAAAUUUACAACUGGGUCCAUAUCACAGAGGAAAAGCUGCUGACACACCUGAUCGUCCGACCAUCUCAACUGCGCAUCUUUAAGAAGUUUUUUGACUUUUCGGAGCAGAUAUUUUACAACAUGCGGGACAAGUACUCAGUGAUUUUGGUCAACAAUCACUUCAGUAUGGGCAGGGUACGAUCUAACGUACCGAACAUCAUAGAAGUCGGAGGACUGCAUCUCACCGAGCCAGCUGAGCCGUGUGAUUCGAAACUACAGAGAUUUAUGGACGACGCGGAGCACGGUGUUAUAUACUUCUCAAUGGGACAAGAGAUAAUGGUGCAGUUUUUGCCUGAGGACAUGCAGCAAAACCUUAUGAAAUCUUUAGUCCAAUUCAAUCAGAGGGUCGUUUGGAAAACCGAACUUUAUAAUAUGUCAAACAAAUCGGACAACGUAUAUGUGAUUGAACAACCUCCUCAGCGAGCGGUUCUGGCCCAUCCCAAUACUCGCCUCUUCAUCACAAACGGAGGUCUGCUAAGUGUAAUGGAGGCUGUUAACAGUGGAGUGCCGAUCUUGGGAUUGCCACUGUUCUUCGACCAGUUUAUUAAUCUGCGGAAUGUUAAUCUGCGUGGCAUGGCCGAGGUCUUGGACGCCAAUGAGAUGAGCUUAGAAAUUCUGACCUCAACUAUUCGAGAGUUGCUGGAGAACCCAAAAUAUGCUCUGAAUGCCAAGAAAAUGUCACAAUCCUUCAGGGACCGACCCAUGAGUCCUUUGGACACAGCAGUUUGGUGGACGGAAUACGCCCUGCGGAAUGGUGACGCCUCGCAUAUGCGCCUUAAGAUGGAGGAUAUUCCUCUUUACUACGAAUGGGAUUGGGUUCUCCUUUUAGGUCUCCGCUUUGGUAUUGUAUUUGGAUCUGUGAUUUACGUGGUCUACAAGUUAUUUCAAAAAACAAGUGAAGGGCGAAGGCCACUGCAAGAGCCUCUAAGACAUCUUAGCCUGCUUGAUCGAAGAUCGCAAACACAAUAACUUUACAAGUAUUGUUUUCUUUUACUGCUGCAAAAAGUCGAUUAACCACCUACCUGUUAAUAUAUAAGUUGAUCUCAAAAGUGUAUUGUAAAGAUGUAAUGAACAAAGUUACUGUAACCGGCGACUCGAAAGGGUUUAGAUAUGAAAAUGUUUUAUGUUAUGAAUAGAUAACACCACAUUGUCCAUUGUG